AUGUAUUCAGGUUUGAAUAAAAUAAUUAUCAAGCAAUAAAAUGUCUGAGGAAGAGUACGAUUAUCGUAUACUAGAAGAAUGUGAUUGUGAAGUCAUCACUGCUUUUAUGGUUAAGCAUUUUGUUGGCGAAGAACCUAUAUCUACACAUCUACAGUUGUCGCCCGAGGAGGGAGAAAUGCUAUUUGGUCCAUAUGUAAAGAAUGCUCUGUGGCAAAAAGUAAGCAUCGGAGUAUAUGACAAGGCGACUGGUGAACUUGUCGGAAUCAGAAUCAACUUUCUUGGAGAAAACCAAGAUAAACUACAACCACUGCCUUAUAACAUGAAGGAAGCGCCCCUCAAUGUUCAACAGUUUGACCAGAUUCUGAUUUAUUUAUUCGGAACUGACAUGGCAAAGUCGUUGGGAACUUCCAACUAUAUGGAAUUAUUCUUGGUAGCUGUGAGACAGGAUUACGGAAAAAAGGGAAUUACCACUGAACUUUAUAAAAGGUCGGAAAAAAUUGCCAGAAGUCGGGGUAUAGACAUCUUGCCUGUUGCCUGCACAAGUGCCUACACCUUGAAAACUACAACUAAGCUUGGUUGGAAAGCCCAGAAGCAGGUCAACUACGCCGAUUACGUUGAUCCCCUGACAAAUAAGAACAUUUUGGAGAAUAUGAAAAAACCUCACGUUGUGCUAACAGUGUUGAACAAAUCGUUGAAAUACGACUAAUCGCAAAAUAAUCGCCGGAAUAAAUUUGUAUAAAUAAAAUUGUAUUACGUUUACUAAUAAUAAUAUGUUGAGGCUUUCGAACUGGAAUCAUUUGAAAUCGAUAUUGUAUAUUAUUGUUUAUAUGAUUAAUUAAAUAUUUCUCAUUGCUAUAAGAGGAACGUUUCGAUAAAAAUAUAAGAUAUUAAUUUCCAUAUAUUGCUUAUAUAUAGAGAAUAAUAAAGCACUACGUAAUUUU
Molecule: messenger RNA, 941 nt
Organism: Styela clava
Lineage: Eukaryota; Metazoa; Chordata; Ascidiacea; Stolidobranchia; Styelidae
Product: arylalkylamine N-acetyltransferase 1-like
Molecular function (GO): N-acetyltransferase activity
Source: RefSeq, a predicted model, not a curated record